This is a messenger RNA of Kogia breviceps (pygmy sperm whale), 1318 nucleotides long. RefSeq names its product mitochondrial translation release factor 1 like (gene MTRF1L). Lineage: Eukaryota; Metazoa; Chordata; Mammalia; Artiodactyla; Physeteridae. Gene Ontology annotation, biological process: translational termination. Gene Ontology annotation, molecular function: translation release factor activity. The record is from RefSeq and is a predicted model, not a curated record.
CGGCUCUUGUCCGCUUCGGACGUACGGCUGUAGCUAUGCGGUCAAGGUUUCUUUGGAGUGUUUUUCGGGGCUUUGGGGCCCGUCAGGCUGCUGGCUCGCUCCGCCGACACGUAAGCUGCGGUAGCCUUCCACUGGAGGAGCUGUUCGCCCGCGGCGGACCCCUACGGACCUUCCUCGAGCGCCAGGGAGGGUCUGAAGUCCAGUUGCAGGUCAGGCGGCCUGAGCUGGUGGCGGUGGCCAAGCUUCUGAACGAGAAGGAGCAUGAGCUGCAGGAGAUCGGGCACCUGCUACACGAUGAAAAUGAAGACUUAAGGAAACUUGCAGAGAGUGAAAUAACUUCAUGUCAGAAAGAAAUAGCUCAAUUGAAGCAUCAGAUUAUCUUACUUUUGGUUCCCUCAGAAGAAACGGAUGAAAAUGAUUUGAUCCUGGAGGUAACUGCAGGAGUUGGGGGUCAGGAGGCAAUGCUGUUUACUUCAGAGAUAUUUGAUAUGUAUCAGCAGUAUGCUGCAUUUAAAAGAUGGCAUUUUGAAACCCUGGAGUAUUUUCCAAGUGAAAUAGGUGGCCUUAGGCAUGCAUCUGCCAGCAUUGGGGGUUCAGAAGCCUAUAAGCACAUGAAAUUUGAAGGAGGUGUGCACCGAGUUCAGAGAGUGCCCAAGACAGAGAAGCAGGGCCGCAUCCACACCAGCACCAUGACUGUGGCGAUCUUACCCCAACCCACUGAGAUUAAUCUGGUGAUUAAUCCUAAAGAUUUGAGGAUUGAUACUAAGCGAGCCAGUGGAGCUGGGGGGCAGCACGUAAAUACCACAGACAGUGCUGUCCGGAUAGUUCACCUCCCGACAGGUGUUGUUUCCGAAUGCCAACAAGAGAGAUCUCAACUGAAAAAUAGAGAGAUGGCUAUGAAAAAGUUACGUGCAAAACUAUACAGCCUGCAUGUAGAAGAAGAAACAAGUAAACGAUACAAUGCUAGAAAGAUUCAGAUUGGCACUAAAGGAAGGUCAGAGAAAAUAAGAACAUACAAUUUUCCACAGAACCGGGUCACAGAUCACAGAAUAAACAAGUCACUUCAUGAUCUUGAAACUUUCAUGCACGGAGAGUACCUACUGGAUGAACUUGUACAGUCACUGAAGGAUUAUGCUAAUUAUGAAUCUUUGGUAGAAAUUAUUUCCAACAAAGUUUAAGUUGAUUUGUUAUUAAAGACUUGUAUAGCUUAUGAAAAUUCUAUUACAGCAAGUCACACUGUGUACAUACAGUAUUCUCUUGAAACACAUGAGUUAACACAGUUGGGAGUAACAUGUUUUUAAUACAUAGGUAAUUUAUA